Molecule: messenger RNA, 3851 nt
Organism: Psylliodes chrysocephalus
Lineage: Eukaryota; Metazoa; Arthropoda; Insecta; Coleoptera; Chrysomelidae
Source: the annotation of a GenBank genome assembly
CAUAAGUAAAUGUCAAAAGACUUUUUGGACAUAUUUUAUGCAUGUGGUGAAUUUUACCAGUUAUCAAUAGCAGAUUGUUGAGAAAUACUUUAUUUUUAAACAAAUUAUACACUUAUGAUAAUAUUUACAGAAAUUCUACAUUUAGAGAGUAAUUUAAAUAGCAGUAAAAUAUGGGUAAAUCUAAGAAAAUCCGAAAAGGAACAGGGGAUGAAAGUGAUUCCGACGUAGAAAAUAAUACGCAAGAAUUAAUUGAAAAAUCUCAAACUAAAAAAUCCAAGACGUCCAAACCUCAGCCGCUAAAUGAUGGUCCGAAAGAUGAUUCUAAGAAGCCGAAAGGUAAAAAAGAAAAAAAACAGGCUGCCGCCUCUGAUGAAUCUGAACCAGACAUUGUUUCUAAUGUUAAAAGUUCAUUUGCACUUUUGCAAGUAGAUGAUGGCGAUUCGGAUGAUUCAAACCCUGUGAAAGAUGACGAGAGUGAAACUGAAGCUAUAUUAGUUAAAAAGGACAAUAAAAAGAAAUCUAGUGAUGAAAAUAGGACUACAAAAGAGGGGGGUAAAAAAGGGAAAAAGAAAGGAAAAAAACGUGAUGACAGUGAUGAUGAAAUAGAGAAGGUUUUAGCAGAAUUAGAAAUGGAGUACUCCGGUGUAGUAAAAGAACCACCAACAAAGCAGCCAAGUGAAGAAAUUAAAGAAGAAAAGGACAAAAUCAAGAAAGCUAAAGCAGAAGAAAAAGAAAGUGAAGAAAUUGAAACGAGCACGGUAAAAACAGCAGCCCAGAAAAAGAAGGAAAAAAAGGAAAGAGAAAAACAGAAGAAGGCCGGUGUUAAAAAACAAGAUCAACCUAAAGAAGGAUCUGCUGAACCAAUUCCAGAAGAAAAACCAACUGAUGAAGUUAAAUUGACUGAUGAAAAAAUAGAAAAGGAAGACAAUGAUCAAGAUGCCGAGAAGAAGAGUAAAAAAAACAAGAAAAAGAAAGGUGGAAAAGAGGAGGAAGACAAAGAAGCUAAGGAUAAGGAUCCCAAGAAAGGUCCUGGAAAGAAAACAAUUGCUGCUAUGCAAGAAGCCCUUAAGAAAUUAAAGGAAGACGAAGAACGACAAAAGCAGGAAGAGGAAGAAAGGAUCAAACUAGAAGAAGAGGCAGAGAUAGCUAGACUAGAAGCAGUUAGAUUGGAACAAGAGAGAAAAGAGAGAAAGAAACAAAAGGAGAAGGAGCGCAAAGAAAGAUUAAAGGCUGAAGGGAAAUUAUUGACUGCCAAACAAAAGGCUGAUAGAGCAAGAGCUCAGGCUAUGAUAGAUAACUUAAAAGCGCAAGGUGUAGAACUACCGGAUGUAGGGGAACGUAAACCACGUCUCGGUACUAGAGUCAGAACAACCAAAUCGAAAAAAGAACAAGUAGCAGUUGCGAAACCAGAAAAUGAACAACCUCAACCUGAUCAAGUAGAGCCUGCCAAGGAAGAGAUUGUUGUAACCAUACAAGAAGUUCCCAAGGAAGAACCCGCGGAAGAUGUUAAGGACGCUUGGGAUGCUUCUUCUUCUGACGAAGAAGAGGAAUCGCAAGAGACGUCGGUCGACACAGCAAAAUCUGAGGUCGCGACCGAAGCGCAUAGUAAAAAAAAGACGGAACAGUCGUCCGAAAAAACGGGAGAUGACGAAGAAAGUAGUUCCGAAGAAGAAGGAGACAGCGAUAGCGACGAAGGCGAUAGCGAAUCGGAAUCCAGCGAUGGCGAUAACAGACCGGCCGCCGAAAAAGCUCGUGAUAAAGCUUUGGAAAGAAUUAAGCUUAGGAAAGAAGCCGCCGAGAAAAAUAAGUCUGCAGAUAAUCUGAGGGCGGCGAUCGUUUGCGUUCUUGGUCACGUAGAUACGGGAAAAACUAAAAUUUUGGACAAACUAAGAAGAACGAAUGUCCAAGAUGGCGAAGCUGGUGGUAUUACGCAACAGAUAGGCGCCACAAAUGUGCCCAUUGAUGCUAUUAAAGAGCAAGUUAGGAUAGUUAAAGGGAUAAACGAAGACGACUUAAAAAUUCCAGGCCUCCUAAUCAUAGACACACCCGGUCACGAAUCGUUUUCGAAUCUUAGAAAUCGCGGUUCCUCUCUAUGCGACAUCGCCAUCUUGGUCGUCGACAUUAUGCACGGUUUGGAACCGCAAACUAUCGAAUCGAUAAACAUAUUAAAAACCAAAAAAACUCCAUUCAUCGUAGCUCUAAAUAAGAUCGACAGAUUGUAUGAUUGGCAGACGAUGAGCAGGAAAGAUUUAAGGGAUGUAUUGAAAGCGCAAGCGCCGAAUACGCAGUUGGAGUUUGAGCAGAGGACGAAAGAUGUCGUGUUGCAGUUUGCCGAACAAGGUUUCAAUGCUGCCUUAUUCUACGAAAACCCCGAUACGCGUAGCUACGUCUCGUUAGUACCGACAAGUGCAAUUACCGGCGAAGGAAUGGGCAACCUCCUGGCGCUCAUCGUCGAUUACUGUCAAACGAAGCUGACGAAACGUUUAAUGUACUCCGACGAACUACAGGCCACCGUCCUCGAAGUCAAAGCUAUUCCCGGUCUCGGUACUACCAUAGACGUUAUUUUAGUUAACGGUACCUUAAGAGAGGGCGAUACCAUGCUCUGCGCCGGUACCGACGGACCAAUUGAAACUCAGAUUCGGUCGUUGUUGAUGCCGCAGCCGAUGAGAGAGUUGCGUGUGAAGAAUGCCUACAUAGAAUACAAAGAAAUCAAAGCCGCCCAAGGUGUAAAAAUAGCCGCUAAAGAAUUAGAAAAAGCCAUCGCCGGAUUGAAUCUCUAUGUGGCGAAUAAGCCGGACGAAAUCGACAUUAUUAAAGAGGAAGUAUCCAGAGAGUUGAGAUCUGCUCUUUCUAACAUCAAAUUAGCUGAUAGGGGCGUGUACGUACAGGCGUCGACUUUGGGGUCGUUGGAAGCUUUAUUGGAAUUUUUGAGGACCAGCAAAAUACCGUACUCUGGCAUAAGAAUUGGACCAGUAGUGAAGAAAGAUGUAAUGAAAGCCUCAAUUAUGUUGGAACAUGAAAGCACAUAUGCCACAAUUUUGGCUUUCGACGUCAAAAUAGAGCGCGACGCCCAAGAUUUGGCGGACAGCUUAGGCGUCAAAAUUUUCCAAGCCGACAUCAUUUACCAUCUCUUCGACAAGUUCAUGGCCUAUCGCGAGGAACUGAAGCAAAAAAAACGAGAAGAAUUCAAACAUAUCGCGGUGUUCCCGUGCAAACUCAAAAUACUACCUCAGUUCGUGUUCAAUUCGCGCGAUCCUAUCGUAGCUGGUGUCAUGGUGGAAGCGGGUAUAGUCAAAGAAGGGACGCCGAUCUGUGUGCCCAGCAAAGAGUUUGUUGACCUUGGCGUUGUGACUAGUAUAGAAUGCAACCACAAAAAUGUAGAAAGUGCUAGAAAAGGAAUGGAAGUUUGCAUAAAAAUUGAACCUGUUCCUGGCGAAUCUCCCAAGAUGUUUGGUAGACACUUUGAUGAAACUGACUUUCUCACCAGCAAGAUAUCGCGGCAAUCGAUCGACGCCUGCAAAGAAUAUUUCAGGGACGACCUGCAGAAAACCGACUGGCAACUGAUGGUAGAAUUGAAAAAGCUCUUCCAGAUUUUGUAAAUUUCGUGCAUUAAGUUUUAACCGAAUUUUUCGCAUACCUACUUACAUACUUUUUUCGAAACGGAAGUAUUUAUAAAUCCUUUCUGUCCUCUAGUAUCAAUAUACAAUAUAUUUUAUAGGCUAAUGUAAUUUUUUUGGGAUAUUUCUGUCACGGUUUUAAACGUUGCGAACUAAUAGGAUCGAUUGGCUGAAAAUAGUGUUUGAAGUUGAUGUUUAUUUAUAUAAAUGAAUAAAUUACUAUAAACUGUUAAA